AUGAGUGAAAUUCCAACAGAUUUCUUUGAUCCGCUGCAGGGUCAUUUUCUUUCAGUGCUUGACUUCUCUUCGAACUAUAUACGCGCCCUCCGUCCAUUCGUCUUCUCGAAUUUGACGCGUACUAGAUUACUUGAUCUCAGUAACAACCGUAUCGAAAAAAUCGAACCAGAAUUCUUUGAAAACAUGCAGGAUAUCAGAGUUUUAAAAUUGAUAGCCAAUAAUAUAAAACAUAUUAACCCCAACAAUAGUUCAUGGAAAAUAGGUUUAACUGAGUUGGAUCUUUCCGGGAACUGUUUGACUAAAAUUUCCCAAUUCACGUUUCUCGGUUUGCAAAAUUUAACGUUUUUAGACAUGCAAUCAAACAUAGAUCUUACAAUACUGGAAAGGACAUCAUUUAUGGGGCUAAAACAAAUUGAAACUAUCGAUUUGUCACAAUGUAAUAUUGCUAAUUUUGAUUUGGUCACUCCGAGCUUAAAAUCUCUUUUCCUUAUCGAUAACCCUACUUUGUUUCAUAUGACUUUUUAUCCCUUCGAAAGUCUACAAUCACUUGUGCAUUUGAACCUCAGAAAGACCAGGCUUGAGACCGUUCGGUUGUCUUUAUUAGUUGCAAAUAUCUCUCUUUUCGAUGGAUUGGUUAGUCUGACGACUUUGGAUCUGAGUGAAAAUUCAAUCGGCUCAAUAUAUGUUUGGGCAGGUUAUUUAUCAUUUAAACCACUGUCUGCUCUACAAAAGCUCAGUUUAGAAGACUGUCAAAUUUCUUUUCUUAAUCCAUUAGCCUUCGAGGCGUUGACAUUUCUUCGGGUGCUGAAAUUAAGGGGGAACAAAAUAAAGCAACUUCCUAUUGACAUAUUGAACAUUUUUGGACAAAUGACAUACAUAGAUCUCCAUAAUAACCGUUUGACAUACCUCGAUAUAAACCUGUUUUUGAACAAUAGUAGGCUGACAACACUUUUGUUAUCAGAAAACAAAUUAACAAGACUCAACCAAAGUACUUUCAAACUGAUUGGGCCUUCUCAUACGUCUGUCGAUCUUUCAAGGAACCCACUUGAAUGCAAUUGUGAACUCAGUUGGCUUCUUACCUGGAUUAGCGGACCAUUUGUACUCAUAAACAAGAAGAAAACUAUUUGUUCGCCAGCGUCUUUAGAGCCUCUUCGCGAGAAACCGCUGUUUGAUUUUGACUCCAAAACGCUUUGUAGCUAUAACAUCGCCCUCUAUACUUUGACUUCCCUCGCCAUCAUGUUCUUCGUUGUCAUCGUCCUACUCAUUUUUCACUAUCGAUGGCAGUUGAGGUACAAACUCUUUCUCUUGAAAUUAGCGGCCGUUGGGUAUAACGAGAUGCGAGACGCUCGAGACCACAAUGAUUAUGAGUUCGACAUGAAUGUCAUCUUCUACGACGAUGACGAAGAGUGGGCUCGCGAACGUCUUCUACCAACUCUCGAAGAAAGACUCCCGCAGUUUGAGAGGAACGUCUUUGGUGACGAAGACCUCGUGCCGGGUAUGCAUUACUUGGAUGCGAUUGACUACGUGGUGAGCCGGAGUUACAAGACCGUCAUUCUACUAAGCAGAGCCGCCGUGCGCGAUCGUUGGUUCAUGCUCAAGCUCCGCACCGCGAUGGACCACGUGAGUGACACUCAGACUGAGUUCGUAGUCGCGGUCUUCAUCGAAGACAUCCCAGAUGAUGAGAUACCUUUCUUGGCGAGGUUGUAUCUCAGUGACGGCAGACCUUACCUUUAUUGGACUGAGGACGUGAGGGGACAGGAAUAUUUCUUUGAUGAAUUGACGAAAUAUCUUACGAUUAAUCUCAGAACCAAUGACUUGAUCCCCAACGAGUAGAAGAAUGUGACAAUAUGACUAUGUGGCCGUCGGUGGUAAGCAGGGGUACCCUCAAUAUCGUUAUGAGCUGAAAUAUUAGAAAUUAAAAAAAAAAGAUUUUUUAGAAAAGUGCAACGACAUAACAUUCUUUGAGCAAUUCCUUUUCCUAGAUACCUCGUCUUUGAUAAGCGCGAGAAAUAGCAUAUUGAGAAUUUUCAUAUGAAUGCAA
Strongylocentrotus purpuratus (purple sea urchin) is the source of this 2041-nucleotide messenger RNA. Its product is annotated as toll-like receptor 5. Bases 1 to 1833 code for a protein of 610 amino acids. The record is from RefSeq and is a predicted model, not a curated record. Gene Ontology annotation, molecular function: protein binding. The transcript has a single exon. Lineage: Eukaryota; Metazoa; Echinodermata; Echinoidea; Camarodonta; Strongylocentrotidae. Gene Ontology annotation, biological process: signal transduction.